Knipowitschia caucasica is the source of this 1332-nucleotide messenger RNA. Lineage: Eukaryota; Metazoa; Chordata; Actinopteri; Gobiiformes; Gobiidae. The record is from the annotation of a GenBank genome assembly.
AUGCACAAGGCCGCGGACGGUGUGGGUGUCGGAGUGACUCAUCUGUUGCACACCUCAUUGUUGAUUCUCCCACAGGAUCCUGAACGCCGCUGUCGUCUGUCCUACUUCUGUCAUUAUCUCCGCUCCUGCUGUGUCCAGCUACAGAACCACAGCUACAGAACCACAGCUAAAGAACCACAUCUACAGAACCACAGCUACAGAACCACAGCUAAAGAACCACAUCUACAGAACCACAUCUACAGAACCACAGCUAAAGAACCACAUCUACAGAACCACAGCUACAGAACCACAUCUACAGAACCACAGCUACAGAACCACAGCUACAGAACCACAUCUACAGAACCACAGCUAAAGAACCACAUCUACAGAACCACAGCUACAGAACCACAUCUACAGAACCACAGCUACAGAACCACAUCUACAGAACCACAGCUAAAGAACCACAUCUACAGAACCACAGCUACAGAACCACAUCUACAGAACCACAUCUACAGAACCACAGCUAAAGAACCACAUCUACAGAACCACAGCUACAGAACCACAUCUACAGAACCACAGCUACAGAACCACAUCUACAGAACCACAGCUAAAGAACCACAUCUACAGAACCACAGCUACAGAACCACAUCUACAGAACCACAGCUACAGAACCACAGCUACAGAACCACAUCUACAGAACCACAGCUACAGAACCACAGCUACAGAACCACAUCUACAGAACCACAGCUAAAGAACCACAUCUACAGAACCACAGCUAAAGAACCACAGCUAAAGAACCACAUCUACAGAACCACAGCUACAGAACCACAUCUACAGAACCACAGCUACAGAACCACAUCUACAGAACCACAGCUAAAGAACCACAUCUACAGAACCACAGCUACAGAACCACAUCUACAGAACCACAUCUACAGAACCACAGCUAAAGAACCACAUCUACAGAACCACAGCUACAGAACCACAUCUACAGAACCACAGCUACAGAACCACAGCUACAGAACCACAUCUACAGAACCACAGCUAAAGAACCACAUCUACAGAACCACAGCUAAAGAACCACAGCUACAGAACCACAUCUACAGAACCACAGCUAAAGAACCACAUCUACAGAACCACAGCUACAGAACCACAUCUACAGAACCACAGCUACAGAACCACAUCUACAGAACCACAGCUACAGAACCACAUCUACAGAACCACAGCUACAGAACCACAGCUACAGAACCACAGCUAAAGAGCCACAUCUACAGAACCACAGCUAAAGAACCACAUCUACAGAACCACAUCUACAGAACCACAGCUACAGAACCACAUCUACAGAACCACAGAUAA